Molecule: messenger RNA, 269 nt
Organism: Candidula unifasciata
Lineage: Eukaryota; Metazoa; Mollusca; Gastropoda; Stylommatophora; Geomitridae
Source: the annotation of a GenBank genome assembly
CAUUCAACUGUAAGUUUCCAAACGAGGCUUGUGAUAGAAGUGCUGAAUGCUGUAGCGGCAAAUGUGUGGAAGCUCACCCAGGCACAAACCCACGAUGUACAAAACUCAGCCUUCACAAGCCUUGUCUGUACACCUACCAGUGUGAGGACCGUCUGAAGUGCGGCCUUAAGAACAAAUGCUGUGCCAAAUACUGGGGCAUCUGUAGCCAUGCGAGGGAUUGCUGUGAUCCGGCCCUUAAGUGUUUUGAGGUAGGCUGUCAUGUCAGCUAG